Messenger RNA from Elaeis guineensis (African oil palm), 6368 nucleotides. RefSeq lists its product as uncharacterized. The record is from RefSeq and is a predicted model, not a curated record. NCBI's taxonomy places the organism in Eukaryota, Viridiplantae, Streptophyta, Magnoliopsida, Arecales, Arecaceae. Gene Ontology annotation, molecular function: protein binding.
UUUUGCUUCGCGCACAAGGCGGAUUACUUUCAAAACGUUCGUAUCCUUUCCCAAGCCCUACCGCUAAUUCAAGAAAAUAAAACUGGAAAAAAAACAAAGGAAAUCAAAACACACAACCAUUUCAAAACCACAAUAAUAAAAAAGAAUUUAAAACAACAGAAUAACAAGAACCCACGUCGCCGCCUCCAAAAGCAAAGCAAAGAGAUCAUCGGGAAACCCCGAACGAUCGAAGCUCUCCGCUGUCGUAUCCCCACCGUCACCGGUGAUCCGGUCCGCCGGAAUCCGCAUGCCAGAAAGUUCAUGACUCCCGGCCGGCGAUGCCUCCGGCGAUCGUAGAUUUCCGGACACCGGCCGCCGCCUCACCCCAGGUCCGUUCCAAGCGAUUCUCUUCUCAAAACUCUAGAAAAGGUCAGAUCCCCGCCCCUCCCUCCCCUUUCUUCUUCGAUCCCGUCGGCAUUUCCGCCACCGAUCGCCCCUCCCCCGCCGCCUCUGCCCGUCCCAUGGAUCGGACGAACCUUGGGCAUUCAUUUCCGGGCUCCGGGAACUCCAUUGAUGAUGGAUUCGGUGGUGGUUUCGCCUCCUCUACUCCUUCUUUCCCUCCCUCCCCGUUCCCCUCGGUUUCGGCCUCCGGGAAGCCCUCGCUAGCGGCGGGGCUCUCGAAGCCCCGACUCGUGAAGGUGAGGAAGCAUGUCGCGUCCCCCCGGGUAUGGCCUACUGUGGCUUCGGAUGCGGCGGAUGACUCCGGGUUCAACCCGUUUAGAUCGGCGCCGGCGGCCUCGGCCGCCGACUCCGCCAAUCAGGAGGGUGGUGGAACGCGGGGGCUGAAUGAGAAGCUUCAUUCGUGGAAACCUUUCGAUCCUGAAUCAGGAAUUAGGGUUCCUGAGAAUUCCAGUUGUCCAAAUUCGAGUAGUUUUGAGCCUGUGAAGUCCGAGAGUGCUGGUUUUGUUUUUGGUGCUGGUUCCACCUGCGCUGCCGAUCAGGAGGGUGGUGGAAUGCGGGGGCUGAAUGAGAAGCUUCAUUCGUGGAAACCUUUGGAUCUGGAGUCAGGAAUUAGGGUUCCUGAAAAUUCAAGCGGUCCAAAAUCGAGUAGUUUUGAGCCUGUAAAGUCUGAGAGUUCUGGUUUUGUUUUUGGUGCUGGUUCUGCUUCGAAACAAAGUGUAAAUAUUGGGUCUGAGAAUGCAAAAGAUCGUGCAUUUAGUUUUGUUGGUGAGGGAAGCCGAGCUUUUGAUGCAGGUCGGUCUGUAUUUGGGAGUGGUGUGAAGAAAAAUUCUGAUUCGGGACAAAGCUCGUCAGAGAAUUUGAGUGGUCCCAAUUUGGGUAGUUUUGAAUAUGGGAAGCCUGAAAGCUCUGAUUUUGUUUUUGUUGCUGGUUCUGCAUCAAACCACAGCAAAAAAAAUAUUGGCUCUGGAAAUAGUCUAGAUCGUGCUAAUAGCUUUGGUAAUGAGGGAAGUGUUGGUUCUGAAACAGGUGUUUUUAUGUUUGGGAGUGGUGUGAACAUGAGUUCUGAUUCAAGAUGGAACUCACCAGGUAAUUCAAGUGGCCUGAAUUUGGGUAAUCUUGAAUCUGUGAAGUCUGAGAGUGCUGAUUUCAUCCUUGGUGCUAGUUCUGUUUCAAAUUCGAAUAAGCCAGACCACACAUUAAAUUUUGCCAGCAAAGAUAGCAGCAAUUCUGAUCCACGUGCUUUUAUACCUGGGAGUAGUGUGGAGAAGAGUUCUAAUAUGAGUCAGAACUUGUCAGGAAAUUCGACUGGUCCAAAUAUGGGUAGCUUCAAAACUGGAAAUUCUGAAAGCACCGCAUUUGUCUUUGGUUCUAAUGCAGGUUCAUUUUCAGAUAUCAAAAGUGUUGGGUCACGGAGUGCAGUAGGGGCUGCAACUGGUGGUGGGAAAUCCGAUUCAGGUGUUUUUGUAUUUGGGAGUGGAACACAAAAAGGUGCUAGCUCAAGUCAGAACUGGGCAGAAAUUUCUGGCAUUCCAAACUUGGGCAGUUCUGAAUCUGUGAAGCCCGAAGAUGCUAAUUUUAUCUUUGGCUCAAGUUCAACAUCAAAUAUGGGAUGCAGAAGUAUGGAGUCAGGGAACACUUUGGGUGGUGAAUUUAGUUUUACAAGUGGGAGAAGUUUGAAUACUGACACAGGUGUCUUUGUAUUUGGGAGUCAUACCAGAAAGGGUUCUAAUUUGAGUCAGAGCUCAUCUAUCAGCUCUGAGCCGGGCCCAUUCUCAAAGCUCCCUGAUGAAAUGAGAAAGCUGAACUUGCAGAGCUCCAGUAAUGAGGAGGGUUUUGAGAAGGCAAAGCAACAUGAUAAUAGGACUAAGGUUGAUCAGAGAAAUGAAUUCAUCUUUGGUGGCAACCAGAAUGAUCCCAGUUCCGUCUGUGGUGGUGCUGUAAAUAUGCUGCCAGAGGAGAUGAAGAAGUUGAAUAUAGGAAGUGCGACAGCAUCCAAGAAUGCAAAAAGUGAAAGCAUGGAUCAGACAGCAAACAUGUUUGCCUUUGGAAGCAAUACGAAGAAAACUUCUGCUUCAAAUCAGACAUCAGCCAAUUCAUUCACUAGUUUUGAGAAGAGCACUUGUAUGGAGCUGCCGAAUGACAUGCAGAAGGUGAACACUGAUGAUUUAAGGAAUGAUGAUAGUUUCACCAAGACAGAAAAUAUUGAUUAUCAGUUCAAGGUGGAUUUUAGCAAUGGGCCUAAUGGCCUCACUUUCCCAAGUAACACAGAUGUACCUGUUUCUUUCAAAGGAAAUGGGGUAAAUACACUACACAAUGACAUGGAGAAGUUGGAUAUCAACAAACCAGAAAAUUCAACUGGAAAGCCAGAUCAGACAGAUUAUUCAGCUGGAGAUGCUUAUACUUCCUUUAAAUUUACUUUUCGAGGAAAACAGGAUGCCAAUUCAACAGCGGGCCAUGUUCCACCAUCUAAAACACAAGAACAUUUUACAUCCAGUAGCGUUGCUACACCUUUUUGUCCAUCAUCAUCUGGCCCUGGUUUUCAGUCUGUUGGGACCGAGUUCACUUUCACAAGCAAGCAUGGAGGACUGGAAACACCACAUGUGGAGUUUAGAACUCAUAAACAGGAUGGCCAUGGGUUGUCUAAGGAGAAUUUGUUUGCUGGACCACAUCAUAAUAUGGCAUUCAAUGUGAAGAAGGGUGAUGUUCAAAGUACAAGAACAAAGAAGAGGAGAGGUAAAUCAAGACAGUCUGGCCCAGCCCACCAGACCUUUGCUAAACCAUUUAUUUCAAUGGAAAAGGGUCCCUUGGAAAAUAUGAAACCUGAGUCUCCUGGUGGUUAUUCACCAAUGGAUUAUUCUCCUUAUCAGGAGAAUUUAGGAGCUGAUCAGUGCUCAAGAGAAGCAUCAGUGGCAUCCGGUGAGUCCAUACAUUUUUUCUCCCGCUGUGCAUCAGCUGAUACAGAAAGAUCAUUUUCUGUAGAUGAAAGAGAAGAAGACUUGGUCUCUGCAACAAAGUGCUUAAACAUCAAUGAAGAUGAUCUAAAACAUGAUAGUGAUGGUUCUAAAAGCCACAUUGAGAAGGAUUUCGCUGCCAAAUUUUCUGUUAUGGAUGAGCAAAAUUCUGGUCCUGGCAGAGAAAGUCUUUUUUUCAAGUCUAACAGUGCAGGUCUCAGUAGUGACACUAAUAAUGCUGCAAUGGAAGCAGAAACUGGUCCUUUUGGCUCUACUUUUGAGAGGCAAGCAAGCGAGGGUGGAACAUGCUUCACCUUUGUAACCAGCCCAGAGGACUUUGGUGGAUCAAACUUUGCAUUUGCUGCAUCUACUUUUGCUCAAGGUCCAUUAUCAGCAGCAAAACGCCACCAUAGAAGGAAAAGUAGGAUGAAAACUGGUCAUGAUUUGUAUACUUCCACUUCAAAUGCCAGUGCUCCUUUGGCUUCUUCCACUUCAAAUCUGUUUUCAGUUACCAGCACUUCUAUGCAACCAGAUCCUGCACAAGACAUAAAAGGCCUACCAUCUUUUCAUGAGGGUGGAGAUGAUAACAGAGCAGAAACAAAUAGAAAAACAGAGUCCAACAAAGAGGACAUAACCAAAGAUGCGGCAAGUGUAGCAGCAGAGGAAGCCUGUGACAAGUGGCGUCUCAGGGGCAACCAAGCUUAUGCAAAAGGACAUCCGUCUAAAGCAGAGGAGUAUUAUACUCAUGGGGUGAAUUCCAUCUCUCCAAAUGAAACUUCUAGGAAUUGCAGUAGAGCAUUGAUGCUGUGCUAUAGUAACCGUGCAGCUACACGGAUGUCUCUUGGAAGAAUGAGAGAAGCACUCAAUGACUGUAUGAUGGCUGUUGCAAUUGAUCCCAGCUUUCUUAGGGCUCAAGUUAGGGCUGCAAAUUGUCAUCUUGCACUGGGAGAUAUUGAAGAUGCAUUGGAGCAUUUUAAGAAGUGCUUGCAAUCAGAUGAUGAUGCUAGUUUGGGCCAGAAAAUCUUAUUAGAAGCUUCUGAAGGUCUGCAAAAAGCUCAGCAAGUGGCUGAUUAUAUAGUUCGGGCUAAGGAGCUUUUGCUAAAAAGAACACCUAAUGAAGUGACACAGGCCUUGCAGUUCAUCUCUGAAGCCCUGUCAAUAAGUUCUCAUUCAGAAAAUUUGCUGGAGAUGAAAGCAGAGGCUCUAUUAAUGCUGCAUAAUUAUGAAGAAGUAAUUCAAUUGUGUGAACAAUCUCUGGAUUCUGCCAAAAGAAAUUCUUUCUUGGCUGGCUCUGAUGAUCAACUUGAGAAUCCAGAUUCCUCUGGACAGACAAAAAGUUCUUCGGUGAAGCUUUGGAGGUGGCACCUCAUUUCCAAGUCUUACUUUUAUUUAGGAAAACUUGAGGAAGCUCUUGAGUUGCUAAGGAAGCAUGAACAAGUGAAACCCAUUGGAGAAAGGUGUGGAGACAAGUCUGCAGAAACUUCCGCAUCACUUUUUGUCACCGUGCGUGAACUAUUGCGGCUUAAAGCUGCUGGGAAUGAAGCAUUUCAAGCAGGAAGGCAUGUGGAGGCAGUGGAACAUUAUACUGCUGCUUUAGCAUGCAAUACUGAAUCACGUCCUUUCACUGCGAUAUGCUUUUGCAAUCGUGCUGCAGCAUACCAAGCCCUAGGCCAAAUCACUGAUGCCAUCGCUGAUUGCAGUCUAGCAAUAGCUCUUGAUCCUAGUUAUCCAAAGGCUAUUUCUAGAAGGGCAACCUUACAUGAGAUGAUCAGGGACUACGGGCAGGCAGCUAAUGAUCUCCGUAGACUAAUAUCCUUCCUUGAAAAGCAAUUGACAAAUAAAGGCAAUCAGUCAGGGUCAUUGGGAAAAUCAACUAGUAGCAAAAAUGAUGUAAACCGAGCCCGUUUAAGGCUUUCUUCAGUGGAGGAGGAGGCCGGAAGGGAAACCAUGUUGGAUAUGUAUAUGAUUUUGGGAAUUGAUCAAUCAAGCUCUGCAGCUGAUGUGAAGAAGGCAUACCGUAAAGCUGCACUCAAACAUCAUCCAGACAAGGCUGGUCAGUUCUUAGCAAGGAGCGAGAAUGCUGAUGAUGGGCUUUGGAGAGAAGUGGCUGAGGAAGUCUAUAAAGAUGCUGAUCGAUUAUUUAAAAUGAUAGGAGAGGCAUAUACCAUACUUUCAGACCCUGCCAAGCGCCUGCAAUAUGAUGCGGAAGAGGAGAUUAGGACAACCCUGACAAAGGGUUACAAUAUGAGCAGGACACCUAAGACCUCAGCAGAUUACUACAGCAGCCAGUAUGAGAAGAGGAGUAACAUGCGUCAGUGGCGGUCAUAUGGAAGUCCGCAUAAGCGAUGGUCAGAAUUUACACAUUCCAAUAUAUAGUUUUUCGGACAUUCAAGUGAUGGGACAGUGUAUGAUCCAGAAGCUUCAUUUCUUGGAUUGCUUUCAAAGUUUUGCCUCGGAGGGCAACCAUAGUGGUGCUGAAUCCAUUCGAAAUGAUGAAGAUAGUAUCUAUGUCAGCCCAUGACCUGAUUAAAAUUAUCUAAUGCCUUCUAUAUACAUUGAAAGACAUAAUCAUGAAGCUCAUCAAAUCCUCUUAUGGAGUUAUGGCAGCGGACUUACUUGAGUUGUAGAUAUGGAGCUUACUGACAUCAGGAAGUGAUCUAUUCUGUCAAAGUUCAGCCAUCAAGUGAUAGUUUUUGAACCACGUGGCUGCAUUGCACGGAGCCAAGAUUCCUUUCUCCCCUAGUUUGAUGGUAGGGGAGAUGUCUAGCAAGAGAGAUUUCUUCUUGUUCUUCAUCUCCUGAUCCAGUUUUUCUUGUGAUUGUACCAAGUGUUGAUGUGCCAUACGAAACAGAGAUAAAAGCUUUGGAUGUGCUUGUGGCUAGCAUCAUGAUUUAACCUGUAAAUUGAGUAAGCUGUUGUUUCAUAUAUGGUGUUUCUGAGUUAUUUCUGCUGUUAAUGUUGAUCUUGUUGCUAAAG